Podarcis raffonei (Aeolian wall lizard) is the source of this 4466-nucleotide messenger RNA. It is a transcript of the gene ZNF362, whose product is annotated as zinc finger protein 362. Lineage: Eukaryota; Metazoa; Chordata; Lepidosauria; Squamata; Lacertidae. Gene Ontology annotation, biological process: regulation of transcription by RNA polymerase II. The record is from RefSeq and is a predicted model, not a curated record. Gene Ontology annotation, molecular function: DNA-binding transcription factor activity, RNA polymerase II-specific; RNA polymerase II cis-regulatory region sequence-specific DNA binding. The transcript has 9 exons. The coding region runs from base 615 to 1829 and encodes 404 amino acids. Gene Ontology annotation, cellular component: nucleus.
GAAUCUUUUCGCACACAACUACCGAGGAAGAAAGAAAAAAAAAGAUUGCAGGAAAAAGGAGGGGGGAAAAGAACACGAUCAAAAAGAAUAGGGAGGUUUUCUGUUUUUUAAAAAAUGCUUUUUUAAAGAAAACUUGCUUUAUUUUUGGAGGCGGAAGGAAGAAUCGGUCGCAAGAGGAAAAACCCUUCUGCUGCUCGCUCGGACCUCAUAGAAAGCAACCCUCCGGCUGGCUGGCUUGGGUUGUUGCAAAAACCAGAAGUGAACUCCUGGCCGACCCGGAAGAUUUGAACUGAGCUUUAUAAGCACUCGGCGUGAGGGGGGGGGGGGUAGGAAAAAAAACCCCAAGCUAUAGAGACUGAACUUCCCAAGAUCGCCCUGCAAGGCGAGACAGAGGGGGCCUCAAAAGCAGAGCAGUCCCACAUGGGGCCCUAGCUUGUUUUAACAACAGUUGGGUAGGAGCUGGCGAAGGCCUGUGAAACCCCCAGGCCAGCCCUGGGCACUGGUGCUCGUACCUGCCUGCACCAGCGCGGGACCGUCUGCCGCCCGCCAGCCUGGAGCACCAUCUUCACGUCUCCUCGGGCAGCUGCGGCCACCGGGCUUCCGAGGCCAGCCUGAUGGCGGAGCCGCGCUUUAACAACCCCUACUUCUGGCCACCCCCUCCCACGAUGCCCAGCCAGCUGGACAAUCUAGUUCUCAUCAACAAGAUCAAGGAGCAGCUCAUGGCAGAGAAGAUCCGGCCCCCACACCUGCCCCCGACUUCCGUGUCUUCCCAGCAGCCUCUGCUGGUGCCCCCCUCACCUGCCGAGGGGAGCCAGUCCAUCAUGUCUAUCCCCAAGCUGCAGCAGGUCCCCGGGUUGCACCCUCAGGCGGUCCCCCAGCCCGACGUGGCCCUGCACGCACGCCCAGCCACCAGCACCGUCACAGGUUUGGGGCUGGGGUCCCGCGCCACGGCCGUCAGCACCUCGGAAUCCAGCGCUGGGACGGGCACCAGCACCCCCUCCACCCCCACCUCCACCACACAGAGCCGUCUCAUUGCCUCUUCGCCCACCCUCAUCUCAGGGAUCACCAGCCCCCCACUCUUGGACUCCAUCAAGACCAUUCAGGGUCACAGCCUGCUGGGGGGAGCACCCAAGGCGGAGCGCGGCCGCAAGAAGAUCAAGGCGGAGAACCCCACGGGGCCCCCCGUCCUGGUGGUGCCCUACCCCAUCUUGGCUUCGGGCGACAUCGGCAAAGAGGGGAAGACGUACAGGUGUAAAGUCUGCCCCCUCACUUUCUUCACCAAGUCGGAGAUGCAGAUCCACUCCAAGUCCCACACAGAGGCCAAGCCCCACAAGUGCCCCCACUGCUCCAAGUCCUUCGCCAACGCCUCCUACCUGGCGCAGCAUUUGCGCAUCCACUUGGGCGUCAAGCCCUAUCACUGCUCCUACUGCGAGAAAUCCUUCCGCCAACUUUCCCACCUCCAGCAACACACCAGAAUUCACACCGGAGACAGACCCUACAAGUGCCCUCACGCCGGAUGUGAAAAGGCAUUCACACAGCUCUCGAACCUCCAGUCUCACCAACGGCAACACAACAAGGACAAGCCCUACAAGUGUCCGAACUGCUACCGGGCCUACUCGGACUCUGCCUCGCUCCAGAUCCACCUCUCGGCACACGCAAUCAAGCACGCCAAGGCCUACUGCUGCAGCAUGUGUGGGCGGGCCUACACUUCAGAGACCUAUUUGAUGAAGCACAUGUCAAAACACACAGUGGUUGAACAUCUAGUGAGUCAACACUCUCCUCAAAGGACGGAGUCUCCCAGUAUCCCUGUCCGAAUCUCGCUCAUCUGAAUCUCGGGGAGCAGCCUCCACCCCCUAGCCUGGCCCCGCUCCCGUGCAGCCACCCCCUCUUGAAUCCCAGAAGCGGGGAGCAAAAGACAAGGACACCUUGGCAUCACGGUCAAACAACCCACGGUCCCUGCUCCGCAGCGCCCCUCCUGCCAUGGGGUGAUCCUCUUCCGCCACCCGUCAGGACAGAGAGAGAGAGAGAGACUGGAUGGAGCCCUGUUGGCAGCCAGGGAGACUGGGGAGGGGAAAGAGAUUUUUCGUCCCAUGUUGGUGGCAGCCAAAGACAAUCCCAGAGCACUUUGAAGACGUCCACACCUCUCCCUUCCCUGUAACAGAGCCUCUGCCCCAGUCACAGCCCCCCCCCUUCUUUCAUUUUGGAUCCCCAGCUUCUCUCUCCUCCAAAAUCCCUGUUCCACUUUAAUUUCACAUAGGGAAAUUGUCACCCAACGGGCCAGGAAUUUGCAACGCAGAUAACGGGCAGCCGGCCCCCUUCUGGACUCUUCUCUGGAGCCACUACAGCCUUGGCCAAAAAUGGGGCAGCAUGAGGUUAUCGCUGUGGGGGGCAGGGCGGGCACCCCAGGAGUGGCCUUUGGCUAGGGUGGGCACAGUGGGAGGUGAGGAGUCUCAGAUGCUGCAACAUCACACGGUCAGGACCCAUUGCACCAGUGUUGGUGCAAAGGAUUACAUCAAUGCUCAGAGGCUAUGGGGUUUGCCGCUCCUUCGGCUAGGAGGUGGAAGGGAGUGGGGGGUUGUCCUAGAAAUAGAUGAGGGGGCACCUUCAGAAUAUGAUUGGGAAACACACUGCAGCAGGGAGGAAGAUGGCAAGAGACUGGCAGUGUUAUGCCCAUUCAGAAGUACACAAGGCUUUGUCUGCCCAUCACCUUAAUCUUGAGGCACCGUGCGAAAGUCUGCCCACCUGCAGCACCAUCUUUGUGUAUGAGUAGCCUCCAGCCCUGCUCUCUCCUUGUAUGGAAAAGGAGGGGAGGGGAUGCGGGGGGGGCUGUGUCUCUUCUGCGGGGAGGAAAGGUGGGCAUUGACCUGCUCCUGGGUAAUGCUGCCAUUCGGCUCACCCAUAGUAAGAUGUGCCAGUCCAUUUCUCCCAUCUUUGCAGAGGGCUGGCAGAAGCGAAGCCCCAAGGGUGUUUUGGGGCAGAAGACAGGUGGGGGGUGGGUCUUGAUCCUGGCUGCCCUGCCCUUCAAGACUGCUCAAGGCACCACCUUGCAACCUCUCCAAGGAUGUCUCCAGCACUGGUUGGCAGUGCUGGAAGAACCUAUGGUUCUCCCGGGGUGUGCCCACAGCAUUGGUGGUGGUGGGGGGCACAGGUUCCUCCCUAGCCCCAGAAAAGAAACAUAAGCAAGUUCCUCAUUCUAAUUUCCAUUUUAACAUGGCCAUAGCAGGCACAUAUUUGCAGAAUAGGUGGAAUUGUCAUCAUUCUCCAGUUGGUGUCGUUUGAGGGGGUUUGAUCCCCUUGCACCAAGAUCUAGGGGGAUUAGAGAGGUUUUUUUAAAAAUCCACACCAGUAUUCCAGAGAAUUCUGGGGUCCCCAAGGGCUCAUUUGCUUGCAAAGCCACGUUCUGUUGCCUUGAGAGGGGUCAGCUUCCUAGUGACCCCAGAGGACUGAGCACCUCCUAGAAUACCCCCCCCCCAAAAAAACCUCUAAGCAAGUAGUCUCUGGAAGCCCCAUUGAUUGUGGGAAGGGUCCAUGGGGUUCAGAAAAUCUGCAAACCGCGGAAACACAGAAAGUGUGGUGUGAUCCUCUGCGACUCAUAUCUCCUGCAAGGCUGUUUUCCUCAAAUUUCUGUCAAAUGGGGAAAACGCCUUUUAAAGCUUUAUUGCUACACUAGAUUUGCUACCCAAGAUUGGAAGCCGACAACAUUGCGGUUUCCCUUGGGGGGGGGGGAGCCUGUCAAAUGGGACUUCAGUUUCACUUGCUAUGUUUUGGCCAUUUCCAGUUUCCCCAGAUGCUACAUGUGUCCCCAACUGCUUCAGCUCCAGCUCUCUCUCCAACCCCACUGCCAUGAGUCAACCGGUCAUCUCUCUGUGGCCGCCCCAGUGGCUGAGGAGAGGCCAUGGCCUCCUGGGUGCUGUAAAGAAGAACGGCUCAAAGCGCCAACAGGAUGGCACCCUCUGGCUCUUAAGGUCUUCUGUGGCUCCUUGGAUAGCUGUGAAGAGACUGUGGCAUGAUGCCAACUGCUCUCGCCCCAGGAGCCCAUCACCAAAAGAGAAAGUAGCUUUCUGAGGUGGUGCUGCACCUCCCUCAAACCAAGUUCUCUUGGCAGUUUCUCUCAAAGUGCAAGGGAAAGGGGCGACAAAGCUUCCCCAAACAACAAGACUUAAAAACCACCUCUAUAUUAUGUACCCUUCAGUUGCGUUAAAAAACAAAAACGAACUUUUUUUUAAGAUAAACUUUUUAAGCCUUAAAAAUAUAUAAUUUUGUUUUUUAUCAGUUGUUUCUUUUACUGUUUGUAUUUGAUUUGAUCUUUUCCUUUUUUUAAAAAACAAAACCUUGUUCCCUUUUCAGUCGGUUUUGAAUUGUUGUAUGAUAUUCAAUAUUGUAGCCUCUCUUUUUUUGAUCCGCAUGUUAAUAACUGUGUAAAUAGGACUCUUAUGCAUAAUGUUAACAACUUUUUUCUAUAUAAA